AUGAUGCAGGGGUAUUUGUUCUGGAUUGUCGGGCUGCAUCUGCUAUCGCCCGCCGCCCCGGACAGCGCACCUCUUCAGUAUCGCCAGAUCGCAGAGCUCGUGGCUAGCGACGCCGCGAGCGACUUCGGCUGGUCCGUGGCCAUCGACGGUGACACCGUCGUGAUCGGGGUGCCAGGCAACAACACCGUACCGGCGACGCCGGGCUCUGUCUACAUAUUCCGUACGGACGACGGCGGCGCAACGUUUGCCCAGGUGACCAAGCUGACGGCCGUUGCGGCGCACGGCCAGUUCGGCAUCGCUGUGGCGAUUGACGGCGAUACAGUCGUGGUCGGGUCUCCCUACGACGACCCUGGUGGCUCGGCCUACGUCUUCCGCACGACCGACGGCCUUACGUAUGGGCUGGUGGCCAAGCGGACGGCCGCCGACGCCGCGGCGAACCUAUGGCCUGCCACGCCGGCGGCGAACGACCUCUUCGGCUGGUCCGUGGCGAUCAAGCAAGGCACCGUUGCGGUCGGAGCCUACGGCAAGGACGUGUCGGUCUGGGAUGAUAUGGCAAAUCUCAUUACCCGAGCUGAUAUGGGACUUGUCUACCUAUACCAGACGAGUGACGAUGGCGCCACGUGGUCGCCAGGUACUAGACCCGACCUUGGUUAUGGAAGCACCGAGGACUACGUGGACAAUUUGGGCUCGGUGCCGGCGUCCUUGCCACCGGGGUCCCAAAAUACCGGGGACCCGUACACUGACGACACUUUCUCGGCGGGCGACGCCUUCGGCUACUCCGUGGCGAUAUUCGAGUACGCUGACUCUUAUACCGGCGGUACUUACGACCCAGGUGGGAACUAUGUUUUAACUACCACCGAGUUCACGCAACCCGUGAUCGUGGUCGGGGGCUUUUCCGAAGCUGCCUACGUCUACAGUCAAUGGGGGUGGGAAAAACUGACGGCAGAUGAUUCCGUCGAGGGGGAUCGGUUUGGUUGGUCCGUGGCUAUCGACGGCAACACCGUCGUGGUUGGGGCCCCCGGGGACGACAACGAAUCGGGCUCGGCCUACGUUUUUCUCACGUACUUCGGCCCACGCCUAGAUCCCCCUCUCUGCGCUCACUCAUGGUUUUAUAAAUUCGACCAAGUCGCCAAGCUGACGGCCACCGACGCCGCUGCGGGCGACCACUUCGGCUGGUCCGUGGCAGUCGACGGCAGCACUAUCGUGGUCGGAGCCUACAACGCUGGCACCGGUGGCGCGGUCUACGUCUUUCGCACGACCGAAAGCAGCACGUACACGACUUGGAGAGACUGCUACGCUUAUUAUGUGUCUCCAGAAGUCGUUACGUACAACCAAAUCGCCAAGCUGAUGCCAGCCGACGCAGCAGCGUACUCGAAUAUAGCCGGCAUCUCCGUGGCGAUUGCCGGCACCACCGUCGUGGUCGGGACCCGGCGAGACGGCGCGGGCUCGGCCUACGUGUUCGAGAUCCCUCCGGAACCGGCACCCGGACCUCAUUGCUGGAUCCUAAAAGAGUGUAAGACCUCCAAGGAUGCCGGCCCGAGCGUGGAAAUGCUCGUCGCAAUCAUCGUGAUAUCCUUAGUUUUGUGUUGCGCCGCCGCCAUAGCCUACCGAUGGCGUCGGCCUCUCGCUAGGAAGGUCCACGCAAUGAAGGUCCACGCGAUGACGCCGGAGCAAAUAACGAAACAGAAGGAUAAAAAGAUGAAACAGUUGAAGGACCUGAUCGAUGGUAAUGCCGUAACGGUAAAAGACCUCUCAAACAAAAAAUGGCCCCCGUGGCUGCUCAAAACGGAAGGUUGCAUCGACGAGCUGCUGGAUGAACUCGGCGCAGAUCGACAAGACGUAGACAUCGCAAGGGCCCGACAAAUCAUCGCGGACUUUGCAAGCAAGAAGAAGGCCAAGAAGAGCAUGGAAAUGCCCCCGGGGCCUCUCAAGGAAUUUGUCGAGUUCGCGGGACGCGACGAGCUCAAGGGUGAUUACUAUUUCGCCAACCGCGCGCAGCGCCUGCACGCGGAAGAGCGCUCGAAGUUCGAAGCCUCGAACGUGACGCGCGCACGACUCGAGGCCGCACGACUCGAGGCCGAAUGCAAGUUCCUGCAAAGCCGCAUCCAUGAGGCGAUCAAGAAGGAACUCGCGGGCGACCCGAAGCGCGUGGAGGCACGCCUGCGUGCCGUCAGCGACCAGGCGACGGAUUUCUUUAGUAAGAUUUACAUCAGCAUCUACGACACUGCGCUGGAAUCGGCGGGCAAGCAGGCAAAAGACGCCUACGACAAGGCCAUAGAGACUCUCCGGGCCGGCGCGUCUGGCACGUGCUUACAGCGCGCGGAGUCGGCGCCGGCGCUGGGUGCCUCGUCUGCGCCGCCGCUGGAGCGCGCCGCGUCGGCGCCGGCGCUGCUGGCGGACGCGCUUGACGUGGCGCCAGAGUUUGACAAGUUCGUUGAAAGACUCACGGUUGCCGCUGGCAGCAACGUCAGCCGCAAGAAACCUCCGCCCAAGGGCGCCGCGCGCAUCGUCGAAAAAUGUGCUCUGAAGCCCGAAGCGCCGGACGACACGUCGAAGGUCUGCGACGUCAAUCGCGACAUGCUCGUCUGUGACACGCUCGGGGACUUGACGUAUCUCCUAGAAUCCCUCGCCCGGGCAAAAGACAUUUCGGUCGUCCGCGUCAAGGACCGCCACAACCAUCCACCACCGUCGAAGUGGCGGGACGUGAUGGUGAAUAUCAUCCUGAAGACCGACCGCGAAACGCACCACGUCUGCGAGCUCCAGCUGUGCCUUGCGAUGAUGCUGUCGGGCCGCGAGGGGCUCCACGGCCACACGCUCUACAACCGCCAGCGGUGCGCCGACGAGCUCCUCGAGAAGCUCGCGGGAUAA
Molecule: messenger RNA, 2868 nt
Organism: Pelagomonas calceolata
Lineage: Eukaryota; Pelagophyceae; Pelagomonadales; Pelagomonadaceae
Source: the annotation of a GenBank genome assembly